AUGGCACCAAAAAUGUGUGUGAUUAUGAUUGUGAUGGUAUUGCUAAUAAUGGAAUCUCGACUAAAAGCAUGUUGUGGAAUGAAAACCAAUGAAACGAAUAAAGACUGCAUUAUCAAAUGCGACCAAGAUGAUUACCAAUGUCAGACACAUUGUUACAACGUCUGCGAAACCCCCACACCAUCGGCUCUCGUAGGGGAGGAACCAAUAGUACCAGAACAAGGCAAGACUGCCAUAUGCUACAAAAAUUGUAGCAUCAAAUGUGGCACUGACGCAGAUUGUUUAGUACCUUGUGUAAAGAAAUGCCCCAGAACUACCACUCUUUAUUAA
Thlaspi arvense is the source of this 327-nucleotide messenger RNA. Lineage: Eukaryota; Viridiplantae; Streptophyta; Magnoliopsida; Brassicales; Brassicaceae. The record is from the annotation of a GenBank genome assembly.